UGUUAAUGUCCGAUCCUUUCUUUUCUGAUCUACUUGGUGUGCCCCGCUCAAGAUAAAUACCAGCAUUUGGCUCAGAAAUUGUUGCGCAUUCUCUUGUCUUCGCUCGCUCUUCCGAGCAUCUCCAUCCCCUAGGUUUCCGCAAUGUCCGUAACAAUGAGGUCAGCUAGCCUUGUGCGCGGCAAUGCAGUUUUGCGGCCCAAUUUGAUCGCCCGGCCACGCCUUUCCGGUGCCUUGGCUGCGACCACGGCCGCAAACCUCCGAUUCAACGGCAGAGGUCUGCCAUCCCGACUGUCAGCCAUCGCGAUCCUCGUCCCCCAGCAGCGCGGUUAUGCCACAGAGCCCCCGACUUCCACAUCCUCCUCAGACUCUUUUCCCCCUCCCGGUUUUAACGCCGAACAGGCGAAGAAGCCCCUCCCCCCGGAUGCCGUGCAGCCCACCAGUGCCAAGGGCGUCCAGAAGGUCGCAUCCAACCCUGAACAAACCAUCUCGUCUCAAAUUGAUGCGCAAAACAAGGGACAGUCGGCUGAGUUGACGACGACCAAGGCCACCGAUGUAGAGGGCAAGAAGGAGAAGAAGGAGCCGAAGAAACUGACCAUCGGUCAAAAAAUCAAGAAAGAAGCCCAGCAUUACUGGGAUGGCACUAAGCUUCUGGCCACGGAAGUUAAGAUCAGCUCCAGGCUCGCGUUGAAGAUGGCUGCUGGUUACGAACUCAGCCGGAGAGAGCACCGUCAGCUCCAAAGAACCGUCAAGGAUCUGGGUCGCCUUGUGCCUUUCUCCAUGUUCGUCAUCAUUCCCUUCGCGGAGUUGCUGCUCCCCGUUGCCCUUAAGUUGUUCCCCAACAUGCUGCCUAGCACCUACGAGGGCCAGAAGGCGCGCGAGAAGAAGGCGCUGAGCCUGAGCUCGACGCGCAAGGAGGUUUCGGGAUUCCUGAAGGACACAUUGAAGGAGUCUGGUCUUCCGGUCACUGCUGCGACCGUCAAGAACGAGGAGUUUGCCGAGUUCUUCAAGAAGAUUAGAACCACGGGAGAAUCACCCACUCCUGAAGACGUGAUCAAGGUGUGCAAGAUCUUCAAGGAUGACCUGACGCUCGACAACCUGUCCCGGCCUCAGCUGGUGGGAAUCUGCAAGUACAUGAACCUCAACACUUUCGGCACGGACGCCAUGCUCCGGUACAACAUUCGCCACCGCAUGCGCCAGAUCAAGCGCGAUGACCGCGCCAUCUUCCACGAGGGUGUCGAGUCUCUGUCCGUUCCCGAACUGCAGAUGGCCAGCGCCUCCCGUGGUAUCCGCACGCACGGUGUCUCACCCGCUCGCCUGCGUGAGGACAUGUCGAUGUGGCUGGACCUGCGUCUUAAGCAGGGCGUUCCAUCCACCCUCUUGGUGUUGAGUAAUGCCUACGUGUACGCCCAGGGCGGCAAGGAAGCCGAGAUGUCGUCCCAGAUCGAAGCUCUCCAGGCCGUGUUGUCCAGCAUCCCCGAGGAGCUGUUCCACGAGAUUGAGCUCGAGGUGCACAACGCCGAGGGCGCCGCUACCAACAAGCAGCGUCUAGAGGUCAUCAAGGAGCAGCAAGAGCUGAUCGAGGAGGAGAACGAGCAGAACAGCGAGAACGAAGAGAAGGGUGUCGCGGCUCCCAAGGAUACCGAGGACAUUGACGACAAGGACGACGCAAAGUACGAGGCCAAGUACAAGACCCAGUCGGGUGAGGCCACUGAAGCCAUGCAGGAGGGCGAGAAGGCCGAGCAGGCUGCCCCGGCCAAGGAAGAGAAGAAAUGAUUUCCAUCAUUCUUCUUCCCCUUUGCGCGUUGAUGAACUGUGACAUAGAUCUCCUUUCUCCUUACCCACCCAUCCUCCCUACUUUCUCCCAUGUGUUAGUGUGUAUACGAUAGACUCCUGUUUGUUUCCUGUUCCUGCUUUAUGGAUCCCAUGGUUGGACACCGUCAUCUGUUCUCUUAUCUUAUAGCCUUUAAACCGUCUUCUUUGUGAUGUACCCAACUCAAAUAGAUACUUGGGCGGUUGAUCUGGACAAAAUAGUGGAAAUUUAAUGGAUAUCAGACAU
Aspergillus ibericus CBS 121593 is the source of this 2056-nucleotide messenger RNA. RefSeq names its product MRS7 family protein. Gene Ontology annotation, molecular function: ribosome binding. Gene Ontology annotation, biological process: intracellular monoatomic cation homeostasis. Bases 142 to 1773 code for a protein of 543 amino acids. Gene Ontology annotation, cellular component: mitochondrial inner membrane. The transcript has 3 exons. NCBI's taxonomy places the organism in Eukaryota, Fungi, Ascomycota, Eurotiomycetes, Eurotiales, Aspergillaceae. The record is from RefSeq and is a predicted model, not a curated record.